Heteronotia binoei (common prickly gecko) is the source of this 2046-nucleotide messenger RNA. Its product is annotated as vomeronasal type-2 receptor 26-like. Gene Ontology annotation, cellular component: membrane. The record is from RefSeq and is a predicted model, not a curated record. NCBI's taxonomy places the organism in Eukaryota, Metazoa, Chordata, Lepidosauria, Squamata, Gekkonidae. The transcript is spliced from 6 exons. The coding region runs from base 1 to 2046 and encodes 681 amino acids. Gene Ontology annotation, biological process: G protein-coupled receptor signaling pathway. Gene Ontology annotation, molecular function: G protein-coupled receptor activity.
AUGAAUGGAAAUAUAAAACAUGCUCCUUCUCUUGGCAGAGCUCCAGUCGCAAACUGUGUGAGCAUCUUGUCUUUCCUCUUUGCCAUUCGGGAGAUCAAUCAGAACCCCCGGCUCUUGCCCAAUUUCACUUUGGGCUACAACAUUUACGACAACUAUGGUGAUGCACGUCUGAGUUACGACGGCUUAUUGCACCUGCUCUCCUCUGGGCAAAAUAAUAUUCCGAACUAUCACUGUGGAAGAGAAAAGACCCUCCUGGCUGUUGUUGAAAGGGAUGAGUCUGAAAUCUCCAUCCAGAUUUCACAUCUGCUGAGCAUCUUCAAAAUCCCACAGGUCAGUUAUGGGUUUGUUUCCCACAUUCUUAAUGAUGCAGCUCAGUUCCCUUUUUUCUUUCGGACGGUUCCGAAAGAGGAGCAGCACUACCCGGGGACUGUCAGACUGCUGGUGCAUUUCCGAUGGACGUGGAUCGGUCUCAUCGCGUCGGACACGGACAAUGGAGAACAGUUCCUGAGAGUCUUUCCUCCUCUGGCCAGCAGGAGUGGGCAAUCAUUUCAUUGCAUCUUUUCAAAGCCCGCUUUGUCCGUGAAAGGCCAAGUCAGCUGUGCAGAGAGAGAGAAUCUGGAGGAGCUUUCCCAGGGUAUGAUCGAAACGAUCCUUUCUCGAGACAGCUACCUGACCUUCCACGCUGUUCAUACUGUGGCCCGGGCCUUACAUGCCGCUUACUCGUCGAAAUCCAAGCAGACAUUCAGCAGGGGCAGCUUGGGAUCCCGCCGUCUACAGCCCUGGCAGCUUCACGCUUUCCUGAGGAACGUCCCACUUUACAAUACUUCCACAGGUGAAGUGUACUUGGAUGAGAACAGGGACAUUGCAGUAGAUUUUGACAUCAUGCAGUGGGUGGGGCUUCCCAAUAACUCCCAUGGGGGAGUGAAAGUUGGAACUGCGGAAAGGCAACCAUCUGGAGAGGCCAAAAUCACCAUUGACCAGAAGGCUAUCAUGUGGUCCAUGCUGUUAAACAAGUCCUUCCCCAGUUCGAGGUGUUCCGAGAGCUGUCAGCCUGGACAAGCCAAAGUGACUCAGGAAGGGAAGCCAUUUUGUUGCUAUGACUGUGUUCCAUGCCCGGAAGGAACCAUCUCCACAAAGGAAGAUGCAGACCACUGUGAAAAAUGUCCAGAAGAUCAGCAUCCAAACAGUGACCGAGAUAAAUGUGUGUUGAAAACUACAACCUUUCUGUCCUAUGAAGAACCUCUGGGGGUUAUCCUAACUGUCAUUCCUCUGUUCUUGUCCCUAAUCACUGGUGGCAUUUUAGGACUCUUCAUUAAAUUCCGAGAUACUCCAGUAGUCAAAGCCAACAACCGGGACCUCACCUACAUUCUCCUCAUCUCCCUCCUACUUUCCUUCCUCUCCUCCUUUCUGUUUAUUGGCCAGCCAAGCAAAGUGACAUGUCUCCUUCAACAAGCCACCUUCAGCAUCAUCUUCGCAGUUUCUGUCUCUUCUGUCUUGGCCAAAACUGUCACUGUGGUGGUGGCCUUCAUGGCCACAAAGCCAGGGAACAGGAUGAAUAAAUGGCUGGGCAAGAGUUUGGCCAACUCCAUCAUCAUCUCCUGUUCCAGUGUCCAAGUUGGCCUCUGCAUCCUCUGGCUGGGAACCUCUCCCCCCUCUCCAGAGUCUGACAUGCACUCCCAGGCUGGGCAGAUCACGCUGCAAUGCAACGAGGGGUCUGUGGCCAUGUUUUAUGGUGCCCUUGGCUACAUGGGCUUCCUGGCUGCUGUCUCUUUCAUGGUGGCUUUCCUGGCCAGGAAGCUGCCUGGGGCCUUCAACGAGGCCAAGCUGAUCACCUUCAGCAUGCUGGUGUUCUGCAGUGUGUGGGUGUCGUUUGUUCCCACCUACCUGAGCACAAAGGGCAAAUACAUGGUAGCUGUACAGGUCUUCUCUAUGUUGGCCUCCAGUGCUGGAAUGUUGGGUUGCAUCUUUUCCCCCAAAUGCUACAUUAUUUUAAUGAGACCUGGUCUUAAUACUAAGCAGCAUUUAAUGACAAAAAUGAACAGCUAA